AUGAGCCAAGAGUACACGACCGACAUUGAGCCUGGCACGCUCAUUGAAGCCACUUGGUCGUGGGGCCUAAUCUUGGCCUCUUACUUGGUCAGUGUAAUGGGCUCCUAUACCUACUUCCAAGUGUUGGAUCAAUAUCCAACUGCCCGUGGCUGGAUGAUGAAAGAACUCUAUCUUGCUCUGGCAUCAAUAACAUUAGGUGGUUGUGCAAUUUGGAGUAUGCACUUUAUUGGAAUGAUGGCAUGUGGAUUCCCUAUUCCAAUCAGUUAUGAUAUAACUAUUACUGUAUUGUCUGGAUUGGCGGCUAUUGUUGCUGCACGUCUUGGAUUAGUGAUGCUGACCAAUAACUUGCCGGCAUUCAUUACAAACACACUUCGUAUUGGCAAACCAUUGAUAUAUUUCCAACAGCCAUUGGAUAUGGCACCGACUUCAUCACUAAAGAAUUCAUCAUCGUCCGAGAUACAACAACCAUCACUGGUCUCACCAGAUUGCAUCAGCAUGUCCAACUUCAUGUCGCCUCACGAGCUCAACACGUCCACCAACUCACUCCCACCCGACCCCUUCUCCACCGAACAAGAGGUCACCAUGCGCUUCCUUCAGUCGGACCGCGAACGUGAGCGCCAAAGAGAGCUGUCCGAUCUCAAUCCACUUCGCGACACAACCGACACAGGAUCAAACGAUGACGGCACUCACUCACAAACUGUUUCACUUGAUGUAGAGUCAUUAAUUGAAGACAGUUUUGCGAUAGAUUUGUUCAGGGAUGAGAUGGAGACUAUGCUGAUACCAAAGCCACACCAACAAUGGGCAACAUAUAGAGCAUUCGAUAGGAACUUGGUACUUCGUCUAACAUUCGGCGCACUCUUCAUGGCCAUUGGUAUCUUCUCAAUGCAUUACUCUGGCAUGUCUGCCAUGCGUAUGAAUGCUGUGGCACAUUACAACAUGGGUAUGAUCGUGUUGUCUUUCAUAUUCGCAUGGAUCGCGUCUGCAUUGUCACUGUACAUAUCACUGUUUGGAACAUCCAGUAACCACGUUCAGCACCUCAUGGCAUCACUGGUCAUGGCGAUGGCCGUAUGUCUUCUACAUUACACUGGAAUGUUUGCAGUAACAUAUCAUUACAUGGACAUGGGUUACGACAAAAGCAACAGUAAUCUAUUCAUUGCAUUUGGUAUAUCAAUGUUCAGCUUGAUAUUAUGUUUCUUGCUAAUUGGAGUCACAUCGAUUGCUCACCAAAGAGUUAAAGACAAGUUGUUAAAGUUAUCAUCAGCAUUGACCAAAGAGAAGAUGAAGUCAGACUCUUUGAUCAACUCAAUCUUCCCAUCUGCAAUCAUAUCAAGAAUGAAACAAGGUGAUAUACAUAUUGCAGAGGAAUGUCCUGGCAUUACAAUUAUAUUCGCGGACAUUGUAGACUUUACUCAAAUGGCACCAAAGUUCACUCCAAAGGAAUUGGUAACCAUGUUGAAUAGACUAUACUCACUGUUUGAUGAUCUAUCAGAAUCGAUGAACCUGGAAAAGAUCAAGACAAUAGGUGAUUCAUAUAUGAUUGUUAGCGGCCUUAAAUGGCAUUGUGUAGAUUAUAAGUUUGUGUCUCCAGACUUGCUGGAGGACAUGGACGAGAACGAUGAAAACCAGCGUACAAUAUUCCACGCCAACAAGGCUGUUAUAUUUGCAUCCAAACUGUUGGAGAUGGUGGAAUACUUUAAUCAAAAAUAUGGAUACGAUCUACAUCUUCGAAUCGGUAUCCACACUGGUGAUGCUAUAGCAGGCAUCAUUGGUAAGAAGAGAUAUUCAUUCGAUAUAUGGGGAGAUGCCGUUAAUAUUGCCAGUCGAAUGGAAAGUUCUGGCUUCCCCAAUAAGAUAUGCGUAAGCGAGUCAACCUUCUCAUUGUUGAAGAGAAAGAGCUCAUUCCAGAAGUACUGUAUGGACAUCAAGGGCAAGGGUAACAUGGAUGUGUAUGUAUUGGACCCGAUCCAUCAGUCUCCUGAUCACUCUGGCCAGGCCAUCUCAUGA
Molecule: messenger RNA, 2004 nt
Organism: Acytostelium subglobosum LB1
Lineage: Eukaryota; Evosea; Eumycetozoa; Acytosteliales; Acytosteliaceae
Exons: 6
Coding region: 1-2004 (667 amino acids)
Biological process (GO): intracellular signal transduction; cyclic nucleotide biosynthetic process
Molecular function (GO): phosphorus-oxygen lyase activity
Source: RefSeq, a predicted model, not a curated record